UUUUGUGUGGAGGGGGUAAAUAUAAUCACGUGGUCUGCGAGGCAGCCAAUAGCAUGCAAGGGAAAGCGUUGAGAAAUAAUUACCUGCCUUGAUUGUUCUAUGGCUAGAUAAAAAAGUACACAUACACUCCAUAUAAUAAUCGGAUGCAUGUAAAAAAGAGUCAGGGAAGAAGCUUUUCGACAUGUCGACCACGGGUCCCAUAAGUAAUUAUUAUGUGGACUCCUUGAUCAACCAUGAAGCAGAGGAUGUCCUUGCUGCAGCUCGGUUCUCCUCGGCUCCCGGUUCGCACCCAGCAGCCGGCCCUCGAACGACGUCUCUAGUGCCGGAGUGCUCCGACUACCCUUCCUGCAGCUUCGCACCCAAACCUCCCGUCUUCUCCACCUCCUGGACCCCCGUGCACUCCCAGUCAUCUGUGGUUUACCAUCCGUACAGUCACCACAACCCGCACUUAGGCACAGACUCGAGGUAUAUGCGCUCAUGGCUGGAGCCCAUAUCAGGCGCGGUGCCUUUCCACGGCUACCCGAGCAGCAGCAGGCACUUUGGGCUGAAACCAGACGCCUUUCAGGAGCACAGAGCCGCCACAGAGUGCCUCGGCUCCACUGGACGGACCUACACGGAUUAUCUGUACUGCUCAUCCACUGACAUGCGAGACAAGCAGACGCAGCAGCAGAAUAAUAUCCCUUCACCCGAGGAGUCGGAGCUGCUGGCUACAGGGAAGCAUAAAGACGAGAAGCUGGAGCUAGAUCCGAAUAACCCUGUGGCAAAUUGGAUACACGCUCGCUCCACGAGGAAGAAGAGGUGCCCUUACACAAAGUACCAGACUCUCGAGUUGGAAAAGGAGUUUUUGUUCAAUAUGUACCUAACAAGGGACCGCCGAUUCGAGGUCGCGAGGGUCCUGAAUCUGACCGAGAGGCAGGUCAAAAUCUGGUUUCAGAACCGGCGAAUGAAGAUGAAGAAAAUGAACAAAGAAAAGACCGACAGAAAAGAACAAUAAUGUGGACUUACAGUCACAAAAAAACAACCAUAAUAACCACUAGUCACAUGGACAGCACAGAUGCAUCAAAACACACCAUGAUCCACCUCUUCUCCUCUUCAUAUUUAUCACUUUGUUGGAUUUUUUUUUGUAUUAACCUUAACUUGAUGCUGAUUAUGUAUUUUUUUCCAAGUGCACAUUUAUGUGUCCACAGUAUAAGAAAAAGAAAAAAACUUCCAAGGAGAUAAUUACAUUCUACUUUCACUUCGAAAUACCUUUUAUGUUUUUUUUUUGUAAAAGAAAAUGAUACAAGUGCAGUUUGGACACGUUGCAACUGUCUGAAGAAAGAGAAUACUUGAAUUCUUUUGAAUUUCACAAACCCAUAAUUUAUGAUGUGAAUGUUUUUCUUUCAUGUUUUUCUUUCCUUUGUACGUUGUUGUGCAGGUGCAGUAUUUUGUACAGAAACAGAACAUCUGCGAUCGGACUUGUCUUGUAUUUUUUGUGAUAGUUGUUGCUGUAAUUUGUGCAUCUUUCCUUUUUUUGUUGUUGAUUGUAGCCUUACGAGUUUAACUAUAGAGUGUAGAUAUAGACCUCUGCAAAUAUAAACAUAAUCACUAUAA
Molecule: messenger RNA, 1593 nt
Organism: Sebastes umbrosus (honeycomb rockfish)
Lineage: Eukaryota; Metazoa; Chordata; Actinopteri; Perciformes; Sebastidae
Gene: hoxc9a
Product: homeobox C9a
Exons: 2
Coding region: 182-994 (270 amino acids)
Biological process (GO): regulation of transcription by RNA polymerase II; anterior/posterior pattern specification; embryonic skeletal system morphogenesis
Cellular component (GO): nucleus
Molecular function (GO): DNA-binding transcription factor activity, RNA polymerase II-specific; RNA polymerase II cis-regulatory region sequence-specific DNA binding
Source: RefSeq, a predicted model, not a curated record